This is a messenger RNA of Euleptes europaea (tarantolino), 1508 nucleotides long. It is a transcript of the gene TOR4A, whose product is annotated as torsin family 4 member A. The record is from RefSeq and is a predicted model, not a curated record. Gene Ontology annotation, cellular component: nuclear envelope; endoplasmic reticulum lumen. Bases 145 to 1422 code for a protein of 425 amino acids. Gene Ontology annotation, molecular function: ATP binding; ATP hydrolysis activity. Lineage: Eukaryota; Metazoa; Chordata; Lepidosauria; Squamata; Sphaerodactylidae. The transcript is spliced from 2 exons.
CCCCUCUCACAAAUGCUGCCCUUUGGCCUCCAGAUGGGGUUGGCCUGUUCAUUUGGAGGAGGGAAGAAAGUUCCCUGAUGCUGAAACACCGAAGACCUGACUCUCGAGAAGACAGGACUGAUAGGUGUGCAGGAGGAAGUCGAGAUGGAUGGCCAGAAGCCCGGCAGUGGGGCUGCUGCACUGAAAUGCCCCCAGAAGCUCUCUCACCUUUCUUCCCCAAUGCGGGCGAUCAUCCGCCUACGGAGGACAGCCCAAAUGUUGAAAAAAGGCCUCUCACCAACAGAAAGGAGGACCCUUCAGGGAGAUCCCCAAUCAAAGUUCCUUCAGCGGCAGAUCUCCUUGGGUAAAGCCAAGCUGGGUAGCACAUCUGCUUCUGUUUUGAGCCAAGCGAGCUUUGAGAAGGCACAAUAUUUUACUUUUGACACAUCUGUGCAGCCACCCCUAACAAGAUCCAUGAAACAGAAGAAGCGGAGUAAGAACCCCCGGGUGUUGUACCCAGGCAGCAGCAGGAGGUACCUGCCAACGGAGCAAAAGAGCAAAGCAAAGCGUUGCCUCCUCUUGCUUGUCGGCAUCGUUUGCUUCCAAAUAUUGAAUGCGAUUGAGAACUUGGACGAUAACCUCCUGAAGUAUGACUUGGAUGGGCUGGAGAAAACGAUGCACCGGGAAGUCUUUGGGCAGCCUCUGGCCAUCGAGAGUAUUAUAGCCUUGCUGAAAGACUACCUGUCAACCCACAUACACAACAAGCCCUUGGUGAUUUCCUUCCAUGGGCCCAGUGGGGUUGGAAAGAGCCACGUUGGCUGGUUGCUAGCCAAACACUUCCGGUCAAUCAUAGGCCACAAUUUUGUGCUCCAUUACUUUACGAUGCACCACUGCCCAGACCACGCUUCGUCUUUGGCCUGCCAGCUGGAUCUAUCCAAGAAGAUCGGUGACAUGGUAACCCAAGCUGAAAUAGAAGAGAAGAUCCCCUUCUUUAUUCUGGAUGAGGUGGAAUUUAUGUCUCUGCCCCUGUUGGAGACCCUCAGCAGAUUCUUCCAGACAAACCAAACCAAUGAGUUCCUGAAUGCCGUGUAUAUCCUAAUAAGCAAGGAGGGGGGUAAAGAGGUCACAAAUUUCCUUCUGCAGAACGUUUCCAGCAAUCUCUCACUGCCACAAAGCAAGGUGGAAGAGCUGCUGACCUCCCUCCGUCCUGUACUCAGUCAUGUCCAUCCUCUCUGGGGCUUCGUGGAGAUAGUUCCAUUUGUGUUGCUUGAGAAGAACCAUGUCCAGAACUGCUUCUAUGAGGAAAUGAUGAGCGAAGGCAUUUACCCCGACACAAACCACAUAGAGAGUUUAGCCAGUCAGCUCAGCUAUUAUGUAGAAGGAGGGCGGCAGUAUGCCGUGAUGGGCUGCAAACAGGUAGUGGCUGCAGUCAACCUGCUGUAAGAGCUGAUAGAAAUCCCAGGCCAGAGGGUGUCUCUGAUCCUGGGGGGAUGUCCUGAUCAUUCUGAUGGUUGGGUUUGUUCCCAGGU